GUACACCGAGAUGGCCAGCAGCUUGCGACAGAAGAACGAGCUGGACCGAGCCAUUCGCACCAUGGAACGUGCCGUCGGGAUGUGCACCAAAGCGGAGUACCACCACCCCGCCAUGGCUGUCGAGACGGCUCGGGCACGCAUUAACCUGGCUGCCACGCUGUCCGAGGCGAAGAGGCAUCGAGCCGCCUUGAUGGCCAUCAAAAAGGCCCAGGGCACCCUGCAGCGCGUCCUCACUUGGGCCGACGACUGCGAAGGCCGUGAGGAUCCGGCGGUGCGCAGCAUCGGCGAGGAGGCGCGCACGCUGCGCUGCGCGGCGCUGGUGGCGGAAUCCAUUCAGAUGGAGCUCUGCCCAGGCCCCACUGUGGACGUCGUCUCGGGUGGCUACGAUGCCCAACUGGCGCCGUUGUCGCCCAGUCAGAGCCAGGUCCUGCCGCAGAUCAAGCGCGAGAAGAAGCCACCCGCGGGCGCGGCGGCGGUUCCCACGGGCGCGGGCACCGGGGCGGAGCAGGGAAGAGCCAGAAGGGCAGGACCCGCUGAGUCGCAACGCCCUGCACCGGUGAAGGUGAACCUCCGACCGCGGGUCGUGGAGGAGCGCACGGACGUCUUCUCGGAGUUCCUCCGCAACGUGGAGGCCGAGCGCGUGGCGCGGCUCGGCGCCCUGAACGACAACUGGGAAGAUCAGGCCAAACGUCGCUUGGGUCAAGUGCAUCGCCGCACUCAGCUGGCCUUAGACCUCAUGGGUGACGAGGAACUCAAAGAGAAGAGAUAUACCAACACGGGGCACCAAGUCUUUAUGAAGGCCAUGAAGAAGGCCAACAAGUGCUGGAGCGAUCCCAUCUUAGUCCAUGAAGCCGCCAAAGAGAAGGCCACGCCGGAGAUCUGCCAGAUUCGCAAGCUGAACCGGCGGCUCUACGUGAAGCCCCCCACGCCGCCGCCCGUGCAGCCGCCGAAGCCCAAGGUGGAUCAGGCCUUAGCGAGCAAUCUGAGGAGCAACCACGCAAGGUCGAGCAUAAAGGCAGAACAUUGACACCUGAGAUGCAGCGGUGCCAAUAUGGCCAGCACGCAUUGUGGGUAAAAAAUGAUGCCAACACAACUGAGUUUUUGAGUCACGG
Messenger RNA from Cladocopium goreaui, 1112 nucleotides. Lineage: Eukaryota; Dinophyceae; Suessiales; Symbiodiniaceae. The record is from the annotation of a GenBank genome assembly.